Messenger RNA from Erinaceus europaeus (western European hedgehog), 1866 nucleotides. RefSeq names its product autophagy related 5 (gene ATG5). Lineage: Eukaryota; Metazoa; Chordata; Mammalia; Eulipotyphla; Erinaceidae. The transcript has 8 exons. Gene Ontology annotation, cellular component: phagophore assembly site membrane; Atg12-Atg5-Atg16 complex; cytoplasm. The record is from RefSeq and is a predicted model, not a curated record. Bases 328 to 1233 code for a protein of 301 amino acids. Gene Ontology annotation, biological process: autophagy of mitochondrion; cellular response to nitrogen starvation; C-terminal protein lipidation.
UCUCCGGGCGCCGAGGGUGAGGACCGGCGGCGGGGGGCUUCCUGGCUGCGCGACCGCUCUGGGUGCCGGAGGGCGGAAGUGCCGCGGCGCAGGGUUCGGGGCUCCGCGCCGGUGGUGUCGGCGGCCGCGCGGGCUCUCGGGGACUGCGGGGGCUCGGGUGUCGGCGCGGGGACUCCGCGUGUGCGGGCGCUCUGCGCCGCCGCCCCGUCCUCGCCGGCCCCGAGCGCCUGCAGCGGCGCUGGCAGCCCGAGGAGAAGGCGGCGCUCCGGUUUGGCUUUGGUUGUAAAAAGAAUUUAGCCUAUAUGUACUGCUUUGCUCAUUGGAAGAAUGACAGAUGACAAAGAUGUGCUUCGAGAUGUGUGGUUUGGACGAAUUCCGACUUGCUUCACCCUGUAUCAGGAUGAGAUAACAGAACGGGAGGCAGAACCCUAUUAUUUGCUCUUGCCAAGAGUAAGUUAUUUGACGUUGGUAACUGACAAAGUGAAAAAGCACUUCCAGAAGGUCAUGAGACAAGAAGACAUUAGUGAGAUGUGGUUUGAAUAUGAAGGCACGCCACUGAAAUGGCAUUAUCCAAUUGGUUUGCUCUUUGAUCUCCUCGCAUCAAGUUCUGCUCUUCCUUGGAACAUCACUGUACAUUUUAAGAGUUUUCCAGAAAAGGACCUUUUGCACUGUCCAUCUAAGGAUGCAGUAGAAGCUCACUUUAUGUCCUGUGUGAAAGAAGCUGAUGCACUAAAGCAUAAAAGCCAAGUAAUCAAUGAGAUGCAGAAGAAAGAUCACAAGCAGCUCUGGAUGGGACUGCAGAACGAUAGGUUUGACCAGUUCUGGGCCAUCAAUCGAAAACUCAUGGAAUAUCCUGCAGAAGAAAAUGGAUUCCGCUAUAUCCCUUUCAAAAUAUAUCAGACAACAACAGAAAGACCUUUCAUUCAGAAACUUUUUCGUCCCCUGACUGCAGAUGGGCAGUUGCACACACUAGGAGACCUCCUGAAAGAAGUUUGUCCUUCUGCCAUUGCUCCUGAAGGUGAUAUGAUCAGUAAUGUGAAAACAUUUCUCUUUGCCACUAAGAUGCUCAUUCUUCAUUCAAAACAGCACUUCUUGGAUGGGGAAAAAAAGAACCAAGUGAUGAUUCAUGGAAUUGAACCGAUGUUAGAAACACCUCUGCAGUGGCUGAGUGAACACCUGAGCUACCCAGAUAACUUUCUUCAUAUCAGUGUCGUCCCCCAACCGACAGAUUGAGGGAUCAACUCUGCCUGAGAGGAAUCACCCCGAGACAGUUUACCAGAGCAUGUUGUCACCCUUCUGCUUCAGUCAGGUUUGGUGGAAGCAACCUGACCAGAAACACUGCUGCGAGCCAAACAGGAAAAAGAUUCCAUGUCAGAUAAGGGCGCUCGGGCUGGUCUGACUCUGCAUUACCACUGCUUUUCCUCCACUGCCCCACUGCCGUCAUUAAACCUCAGCUGUGACAUGAAACACUCGACAGGACCAUUGCGAGCCUUCUGUUUUCUUGUAAAAUAUAACGAAGCCGAAACCUUCAGCCUAAGAAGAAAAUGGAAAUAUGUGCUACCUGAUUGGUAUUUCUGAUCAGCAAAUAAACAGGGGUAUUUCCUAAGGUGACCAGAGGUGAACUUUAGCUUGAGGGAGUGGAAACAUUGGUUUAAUUUUCAAGAGAAUUAGACUUAAGAAAGUAAAAGAGAAAUUCUGUUAUCAAUAACUUGCAGUAAUUUUUUUGUAAAAGAUCAAAUUACAGUAAACCCAUCUUUCCUUAAUGAAAAAAUUUCCUAUGUUUACAGUCUGUCUAUUGGUAUGCAAACAAUCUUGUAACUUUGAUAAUGAACAGUAAGAGAUUUUUAAAUAAAGCCUCUAAAUAUG